GGCUGCCUCAGCUGAAAGCAGUAUAAAACAAGACAACUACCCAAUUUUCUUGCCAUUCAAUCAACAACAUCACAAUCAAUCGCAAUGACUUCUAUAACCCUCUCAGAAAAUGCACACAAGGCAUUGGGGCCUUUGCACCUCCAAGACCGUAUCAUCGGUACCAUUUUCGGUUCAGCGCUUGGAGACGCAAUUGGCUUGUACACAGAGUUUCUGUCCGCCGACAUCUCAGCAAAAGCAUAUCCCGACCGCAAAUUCACGUUACUCCCUGCUGAAAAAGCGACACCUUUUCGACGCGACCAUCACAGAAACUUCCAUCGUACUGGAGAAUGGACUGAUGACACAGACCAUGCUGUUCUGAUACUGCUUUCAUUCCUCCAUAAUGAUGGGAAGAAGGUUGACCCACAAGACUUUGCGUCAAGACUGUCAGUUUGGGUGCGUAUGGGGCUAAGAGCGCUGGACACCCUGCCUCUUGGUCUUGGACGUACAGUCGGUGGAAUUGUGCGCAGUAAAUCCUACCUCGAUGAUCCUGAGGGCACAGCGCGUAAGUUCUGGGUGACGGGGAAGUACAAUGCUGCGCCCAAUGGAAGUCUGAUGAGAACACAUCCGCUGGGGCUCAUGUGCCUUAACAAGUCUGUUGAGGAGGCCUUUCAGGUCGCGGCCGACUUCUCUGUCGUCACGCACGUCGACCCAAGAUGUGUGGUCUCUUGCGCCAUUGGCACAGCUCUUGUUCGUGGACUUGUCCUCGGUGAGAUCUACGAAGAGCGACAUGUCGACGAGUUGAUCGAAACUGGCCUAACGUGGUACAAAGAGCUUCGCGAGAAGGAAUUGCAGGAUCCAGAUAAGAAAGAUGAGCCUCGUCUGGAUGUUGACGAGUUCAGAAAACAUGCGACAGCUCAAACCCUCGCUGACCUCAAGUUGGAUGAGAGCUACAAGAUCGGAUACGUUUAUAAGACCUUUGGCUCUGGUAUCCUGCUUCUUCGACUAGCACUGCGCCAACUCAAGUCUUCGGAACAAUUAUGCUCACAGCUAGCCAUCUUCGAGAAGCUCAUCACCGAUCUGACAAUGGAAGGCGGUGAUGCAGACACAAACGCCUGCUUUGCCGGUGCUCUUUUAGGAGCAUUACUCGGAUACAAGUCCUUGCCUCCACAUUGGCGCGAUGGUCUCCGUCAUGGGACAUGGCUUAUGGAGAAGUCUGAAGGACUCUGCGACGUAUUGGGAGUGACAAAGGGUUCAUACUCCGGGUCGCAGGACAAGGAUACCGCCAAAGACGGUGGACGUGGGUUCUUGACAGAUGCGCAGAUGGAAGAGAAGUGUAUGAGAAUGCAGGCUUGGAUGGCCCAAGAGGAAACUGAAUGGAAGAAGAAGCAAGAGAUCGAGAAGAAGAAACCCAAUUGGUUUUCUUGGAAAUAGCGUGCUGAAUGAUACCAAGUAGCCUUUUUAUGCCAUAUGUUUGACCGCUUUUCAUUACUGUAAUUAUACUGGAUGUCCUCUUCUUUUACACCAAUGUAAAUAAUGACUUUGGUCUUUGGCGAGUCGAUCGAGUGUAUAAUACAGU
Messenger RNA from Fusarium redolens, 1555 nucleotides. Its product is annotated as ADP-ribosylglycohydrolase-domain-containing protein. NCBI's taxonomy places the organism in Eukaryota, Fungi, Ascomycota, Sordariomycetes, Hypocreales, Nectriaceae. The transcript has a single exon. The coding region runs from base 85 to 1410 and encodes 441 amino acids. The record is from RefSeq and is a predicted model, not a curated record.